Molecule: messenger RNA, 1962 nt
Organism: Archocentrus centrarchus (flier cichlid)
Lineage: Eukaryota; Metazoa; Chordata; Actinopteri; Cichliformes; Cichlidae
Product: R-spondin-1-like
Source: RefSeq, a predicted model, not a curated record
CGCCUCAAACAGCAGGUCUGCUGUUACACUGCCAGCUCCCCCAAAGCUUCAUGGGUUGAUCCUGUUGAACUUCAACAGUCUUCCCCUUCUUCAGCCUCUGUACAACCCCGUGACCCCGCCUCCCUCCCCAUCCUACAGCUGUGCCCUUUUUGCUGCAUUGCCAGUGCAACCAACACCAGCGUGAUGGCUUGUUGUGCCUCGGGCUCAUUUGGACGAGCAACUGCAGCAUCACACACCACUACACAGACUUCCAGAUGCGUCAGCCACUAGAGUGAGAGAUACAUAGAGACUGGGGAGGAGGGACAGACACACAGAGAAGGGGAGCAGUACUACAAGAGAAAGGAGGGAUCAUCUAUCCCAGCAAGAGAGGCAUCCACCUGUCCCCCCAUAGGAAGGUGGCCCCCCCACCUGAUCCAUCUCGUUGCAAGGGGGGGAUCCUGCAUAGCCUGGAAGGCAACAGAGACUAUGCAGCUAGGACUGGUGGCGCUGGCAAUGGUCUUUCUCAGCUCCAUGGGUCACAGUGAUGUUCUGAAGCUCUCCAAGGCAAGAAGACAUAGACGUGUUAGCACUGAGGGGCCCCCAUCUUGCCCCAAAGGCUGUGACCGAUGUUCUGAGUAUAACGGCUGCAUUAAAUGCAAGCCCAAGCUCUUCAUCUUCUUGGAGCGCAAUGACAUCCGUCAGAUAGGCGUGUGCCUUGCCUCCUGCCCCAUGGGAUACUUUGGCAUGAGGAACCCUGAAGGCAAUAACCGAUGCACCCAAUGUAAAAUAGACAAUUGUGAAGCGUGUUUCAAUCAAUUUUGCACAAAAUGUAAGGAGGGCUUGUAUUCACACAGUGGGAGAUGUUAUGUCAGCUGCCCUCCAGGUCAACGCACCGUUAAUGAGACCAUGGAGUGUGUCGGUCAACGUGCUUCAGAGUGUGAACUGGGUGAGUGGAGCCAAUGGGGUUCCUGUAUGAAGAAAAACAAAACAUGUGGAUUUAAGAAAGGCACCCAGUCCCGGGUUCGUGUACCCCUUCCGCAGGUUCACAGUCCGGACACCUCUCCUCCUUUUGUACCCUCGCAGACCUGUGCUCCAGAGACAGAGAGGAGGAAGUGUGUCGUGACCAAAACUCCUUGUGCGAGGGAGAGGAAGAAUAAAGGAGACAGACAAGAUGAUACAAACAGGAGAGAAAGGGAGAAUGCACGUGGGCGAGGACAAGACAGUAGAGGAGGAGGAGGAGGAGGAGGAGGUGGAAAGCGGAGAAAAGGCCAGAGCAGGACGACCACUGCUCCCAGCAUCACAACUAGCUCUGUCACCUAAGCGCUAGCGCCUGCUGGAUGAGGCUGAGAGAAUACCAGAGACAAUGCCUCACCCAGCAGCGCCAGCCACAGAAAGUGAUUGAUGUUGAAGAAAGGGUAUUAAUGCUGCUAUGCUGCAUUGUAGAUGCAGAGAGAACUGGAGGAUUGCUGCAACACAACAGAUUCCCUGAAGCUUUUUGAAUAGUUGACCAUAUCUGGAAGAGACCUGUGUUUUAAUGUUGGACAGCAAAGCCAAACUGAAGACUAUGGUUGGACUUGAUUCGUGUCAUGAACUGAUCCUAUAUCACUCUUAAACUAAAACCAGAUUAUGUGUUUCAAAUUGAGCAUUCAAGCCUGAUUAUGAAUGAAGGGAUGCUUAAAUCUCCUCUGGUCGAUGAUGUAUUUUGUUCCAGUCUGAUUUUAAUUACAAUCUGUUCUUCAUUUGUUUUCAUGUUUGUAAGAGGUGGCAGAUGGAUUUUCUCAACUGUCCCUGUCUGUGAUGUAAAGACAAAGAAGAGUAUUACAUCUUGGUACCUGUGUUUCCUGUUGUGUGAGAUGAAACAGAAAGAAAGGCACUGGAAAUCAUUUGCGGUUGUUGAGGACAGAAUUUGUCUGUACAGUUACGUUCAUAAUUUGUUUAACAAACAAUUUUUUAUAGCUUUGCUUCUGCACACUACUACAAACA